AUGACUUUUGAGAUGCGUGCCUACCAAGUCAUAACGGAGCUGAAUAUAGCAGAGACCAUCUUCACGUAUAUAAAACAUCAAUCCAUGACACUCAGCGCGGAACAGCUGACCAAGACGUUGAACAGAAUGAGCUGCCCAGGAGGAGACCAUGAUUAUGUGAACAUUGUAAUAGACUUCUCUUCCUGGUGCACUCACUUCAGGGCUGAGUUGGUUGAGCCUUUAUUUAAGUCCCUAGACGCACUGUUUGGGUUCACCAACGUAUACAGUUUCAGCCAUAAGUUUCCUCUUAUAUCUAAGUUGAUAUUCCAGGAUAGAUAUGCUCCCCCGGACCAGGACCAAGAUGGAGAGCCUAUGGAGGGCCCAAGAUGUGUUCACGGGCCAGAGGCGUGGCUCGAAGGCCUUCGCCAGAAAGGUUGGACUUUGGCAACAAUCCUAAUAAUUCUGUUAGCAGCACAUCGUUGCGACACAACUGCUUCGUUGUUGGGCCAGGGUGACAACCAAGUCAUCGUCCUACGUAUCCCAUCCAAGCAAUAUCUACGAGAAAGAAACCUCACACCGGACGAGUACACUCAGCAGUUCUUACGAGUCCUUGAGGAGAUAUAUGACAAGGCUGGUAUUGUAAUAAAGGUUCCUGAGUCGUGGCGUUCUCGGAGACUACUGGAAUACGGUCGUCGGUACUUCUUGGAUGGUGUACAAGUGAGCGGGGCUAUCAAGAAGGCAACCCGGUUGACCAGCGAAGCAAAUCAGACGAUCCACACCACCAACGCUACUAUAGCAGGGCUCUUUUCCAGUGGGGUUUCUAUAGCCGGAGAUGAUGAGAGCCCAGUUCCGGCUUAUAUGCUAACCGUAUAUGAAGCGGCGAGGGUUUUAUGGCGAUUACAUCCAGAGUAUCUACAACAAUCCGACGAAUGGAUGAUAACUUUACUUCUCAUGAACCGGACUAUUGGGGGAUAUCCGGUUGUUCUGUUCCCCCAAUUUGCCACAAGAGCGACUCAAGACACAUUGAGCCUAGGUCUCAGUGUGAAGAGGCACGCCCUUAGGGACGAUCGAUUACGGGAAUGUGUCUAUACCCUCCUCGACAUAGGUAAACCCAAUCAUGUAGACUUGAUUCAACUUAUAAAGGAUCCGGGUAGCAUACCAUUGAACAUCCCACCUCAACCCGAGAAUCUUUUUAGGAGGAGGUUGAAAGAAGGGCUACUGGGAAUCAUAAAAAACAAUGAGAUGUUGGCCAUUUUUGGCACUAAAGCGGAUGAGGAAUAG
Messenger RNA from Parnassius apollo (apollo), 1260 nucleotides. NCBI's taxonomy places the organism in Eukaryota, Metazoa, Arthropoda, Insecta, Lepidoptera, Papilionidae. The record is from the annotation of a GenBank genome assembly.